Mercenaria mercenaria is the source of this 4996-nucleotide messenger RNA. RefSeq lists its product as uncharacterized. The record is from RefSeq and is a predicted model, not a curated record. The transcript has 7 exons. The coding region runs from base 469 to 4863 and encodes 1464 amino acids. NCBI's taxonomy places the organism in Eukaryota, Metazoa, Mollusca, Bivalvia, Venerida, Veneridae.
AUACACGUAGGUGUUUUAGAACCCAAACAGACAUAUUCCACAAAAACUUCUUUAUUGAUACCCGUCUCAUAUAAAGGCAGUAUAAUUAUUUCAAUUAUUUCAAAUAACACGGCAGACGAUGAUACCGUUGACGUUCAAACAAAUGCUAAAUCUACCCAUUCCCCAGAUUCCCCCAAGCUGCAGACUGAAUUGCCAACAGUAGUAGGCUCGUUCCUUCAAGAAAUUGAUGUUUCAUUCUGGCUACCGAAUUUACGCAUAGAAAGCAAUAUAACACUCAAAAAUGUUCAGAGCGGCCAACCCUUAACUAUUCAGUAUGUUUUAGUGAAUAGUGGUAAUGUUUCCACAAACCAUAUUUGGUAUGAUAGCGCUUACUUAAGUACUGAUGUCAUUUUAGAUGCAUUUGAUACUAAAUUAUCUUCAGUUCUCAGAUCUUACCAAAUAAACAAAGGUGAAAAUAUCACUGUAAAUAUGAGUUUCAACCUACCGCUAGAUCUAGAAACAAAGAGCUACUAUUUAACAAUUGUUGCUGAUUCUCGUAACGAGCUAUUUGAAGAGGAUGAAAAUGAUAAUAAAUAUAGUGUUGUAUUUGAUAUCAAAGGAAGAGCAAGUACUGAUAUUGCAGUUUCUAAUGUAGCAAUUGCAAAUACGUUGGAAUAUGAAAAAGAAGUCAGUGUGUCUUGGCUAGUUGUUAAUAAUGGAACGAGACCAGCACGUGGUUUCAAGUGUGAUUCAGUUUAUCUAUCUCGUGACAUUAUUUGGGAUAUCAGCGAUGCCCAGAUAGGUCGCCCAGUGUGUUCAAAAUUCGAUUUGAAGGGAAACAGCUCAAGUUCACAAUCAAGUAUGAUAAAGGCGAAAACUCCACCUGUAGCCUCUUCGUUUUAUAACACAAUUGUAAAAACUAGAUCCAAUUUACUGGACUUGAAUUUAGAUAACAACAUUGCCUUAGCUGGUCAUAAAACUAAGGUCAUAUACACAAAAGUGACAGUGAACACUACUACAAAUGCACAAAUCGUACCAUACGGAUCAGUCGCAAUACAAGUUACCAAUGUUUCGGAUGAAAAAACCCUCAUUUUCAAUAUAUCAUCAGAUGACAGGGACAGUUUUAAUAGCCUGUACGUUAAAGGUGGAAGUCCAGCAACACUUUUUGACUUUGAAAAGGUUUCUGAUGACCCUAACAUGUCUGACCAAAUCAUAACAGUCUCAAACACGAUGUAUUCUAAUUACUACAUCCUUAUUGUAAAUACAGGCUCAAUGUCAACAGAUUCUUCUCAGAAUUUAAAUGUAACUAUCAAAUACGCUCAUUUUGAAAUAUUGGACGUCUUUCCGAAGUCUUUAGUACCAGGUGCAAAAACAACAUUGCAUAUUACAGGAACCUUAUUUCCAUACGAUUCACGUAUUCAUUUGAUGAAUGCAAAACAUGACUAUGACGCCAUCAGAACAUAUAUAUUUUCUUCAAGUAAUGUCUAUGCAACAUUCUAUAUUCCAGAAAUUAAUAAUUUAACUGUUUUUGUUCUGAAGUUAACAUCUGAUUCUUCGAACGAAACAAUACAAUUCAGGGACAAGAUAACUAUCAAAAAUGGUACGGAAGGCUAUCUUGAGUAUUCAGUAGAGAACCCAGGCCGACUUAGAAAUGGAGAAACUGGUAUUAUCUCAGUAAACCUUCAAAAUGCUGGAGAUACAGAUUUAUACGUACCUCUUGUUAUUUUUGAAGCUAGUGAUAAGGGUAGCGUGCGUUUAAUCGACGGUAUGAAAAGACACAUUUUCAAACAAUGCUAUUUUGUUUUUUGUUCUAUGAAAAACGGACCCGCAGGUAUUUUACCACCGAAGUCGCAAUGUCAGUUGAAAUUUGAGACGAAACAAAAUGAAACGUACCGUUUCGGGCGCAUAGAAAUGGCUCUUAAUACCUUCAUUUUGAGACAAACUAAAGAUACAGAUAAUCCGUAUAUUAUCCGGAAAGAUAUCUUACGACCAACUCACUACGACCAACAAGCGUGGGACCCAAUUUGGAGUAAUUUCAUUGCUGCCACAGGAAAAACUGCUUUGUCUCUAAGCGAGAAAUUGUCAGACGUUUUGAAUGAAAUGAGCCUCGGGGGUAGAUACGUAAAAAUCGUGGAUGACGUAAUUGGAUACCUUCUUGACAUAGCAGAUUCUCCUUAUAGUGAACGGUAUUUGGUACGAAAUUCCGAUUUAGAAGUCAGGUCAGAUUCUGAAAUAGUCAUGUCAGUCGAACGGUACUUAUCCUCUAGAAUUGGUUCCAGGUCGCAAGUGAGUUACAUGGGAAAAGGAUGGAUUCUACCACUAUGGGACACAAAAAUAAAGCAAGUGACCGACGAUGACCUUAUACUUACAGUAGAAAAAGUUGAUUUUAAUUUUGUCAAGUAUAGCAACAGCUCGUUUGUCAAUAAAAGACUUGGAGUUAUAACCAAAACUGAAACUGACCUUAUUCACAUCCCAAAUGAACAGAGAAGGAAGUUUCAUUUUGACAGUGAAACACUGGCAUUGAAAGAAAUCUCUUCGCUCGUUGACGACAGCUUUAUAAAAUUGCAAUACGAAGGACAUUUACUGAAGAAAAUUCUACAUUCUUCUGGUUCAUUUGUUAAUGUAAUGUACGAUAGGCACGACAGAAUACAAACAAUGCAGUUACAAAAUUCAUCAAACUCUGUGGAUAACAAGAAAUUAUUAUGUGCAUAUGAUCUAGACAAUGGAGUGUUAUCGGAGAUCCGGCGUAAUGGGGAAACAACUAGAUAUUCAUACUUCCAAGAUUUUUCUCUGAAGUACAUUAUCAACCCUGACCGAUCUAUGAUUCUCUACGAGUAUAACAAAAUGGGACAUUUAAGUGCGAAAAAGUUCAUCCAGAAUGGCAAACAAAUUUUGAGUCGAGAAUAUACUUACAGCUCUGGUGGGGUGGAGUCGGUGAAGGGUAACCUAGAGGGCGAUUACAGUUUGACUUUUGAUGAAAACGGAAAUAUUGUUCUUAUCCGGAGAAAAGGUUUUCUCCCAAGCAAAACAAUCAUAACCUCGUCGACUGAAAUUCAGUACGAAGGUGAAUUGAUUGUUACUAAGCGAACACUCAGUGGGAACAUGUUGACGAUCGAGGAUGGUAAUGGAGAUAAGUUGCAAACUGUAUUUAACAACAGAAGUCAGCUUAUCGGGUUUAGCGACGGGGGUGGUAAUGAAUACAGAAUAAAUCUUAACAGAAAUGGAAGUAUUCGAAGCAUAAUAUUCCCAGACGGAUCCAACAAAACUUAUUUAUACUCUCAAAAUGGACACACAGUUAAGACACAAAAUAAUGGUGUCAAAAAGUUUCUUUAUAACGAAAAAAAGCAAUUGACAAUGAAGGAUAUUGGUAACUCGUCUGUUUGUGCAUACAACUACGAUGAAAAUGGAAAUUUGUUACGUGCAGAAAAUAAAAAUGGGGAAAUUGAAUUUUUUUACACAAAGAACAAUGUUAAAACUAUUUCAUAUCCUGAUGUUUCAAUUAAUUAUAAGUACAAUGAAAAAGGGUUUUUGUCAAAUCUUUCAACGAACAAAGAUUAUUUCGUGCAUUAUGACUAUAAUGAUCUUAACAAGCUUACGCGUGUUACAACUAAAGACGAUAAGGUAAUUCUCACGGCAGAGUAUAACUCUAUGGGCAAAAUUGUAAAGAAAUCACUAGGUAACAACAUUACAACCACUUAUAGCUAUGACUCUGUUACAGGUUUGCUUCGAAAUUUAACCAAUUUUUUCAAAAAUGGUUCAGUGGCAUCCUACUUCAUAUAUGACUACUCUCUUCAUUUGAGACGUGUAUCUGUGGAUACGCAUGAAGGGAAAUGGAAGUUCAGGUAUGAUCGCGCUGGACAAAUUGUUUCUAUGACUGAUCCAAAAGGUUCAGUAACCAAAUACAUCUACGACAAUAGGAAGAAUAGAAAAAUGGUGUCAGUACACGGAUUUGACUACGAAACCGAAGUAAACAGUAUGAACCAAUACAGAAGAUAUAGAAAUAGAACGUACUCGUACGAUAAAAACGGUAACAUGAACUUUCGGGACGGUUCGACUCCGGAGUACUUUUCAUUUGAUGAAGAUAAUAAACUGUCAUCGUAUAAGUCUAAAUCAAUAAAAUGCCUUUUCGAAUAUGACGCACUUGAUAAUUUAUACGCCAAAACAUGUAAUAAUACUACAACACGAUACAUCAUAAAUCCUAGAGGAAACUAUGGAUCUGAUAUAAUUGAACAGAUAAUCAACGACAAUGGCAACCAAUCUAGAGUUCGGUUUUAUCAUGGUGGUGAUGGCAUUGGCCUUAUUGCUGCUCAGUAUGACAACGGAAGUAUCGUUUACUUUACGUACGGCCCAAUUGGGACUGUUCAAGAAAUAUUGAAUGAGGAUGGAGAUUUACUCAACAAUUACUACACCGAUCCGUUUGGUCAAGAAAUCGCUUCAACAAAGAAAAUUAAAUCAAUGUUUACUUUUGUUGGACAAUGGGGUGUGGUCGCUUUUGAAGAGAUUCCAGAUAUAUAUUUUAUGCGCUCUAGGAUGUACGACAGCUAUACAGGAAGAUUUUUUAGCACUGACGCGUACGGGUUAAAAGCUCACAGCAAAAAUCUGUAUGCUUAUUGUUCAAAUAAUCCUGUGCACUUUAAUGAUCCAAAAGGAGAUUUUCUACAAAUAUUAGUUGGUGCUGCAAUUGGAUCAGCCGUUGGUGUAUUAGAUUAUGCGUUAAGUACACCUAAAGAUGAGUGGUCUUGGGGGGGGGGGGUAAUCUUUUAUUUUGAAUUAUCAUAUCGUUAUAAUUUUGAUGGUUAUAUUCUAACUAAAACUUUUUGCGAUAGGUUUGGAAAGGUGGAGUCAUGUAUUGUAUAUUUUAAGUAUGAUAUUGAAUACUACUAAAUACAUUCUGUUCUUCGUUUCUGUUUCUUUUUCUUUUUCUUUUUUUUUUUAAUUACGCUUUAAAGUGCCAAAAGCGUUUUAUUUAUUAACUCGAAAUUUUUAAAGUUUUAGUAUUAACUCGAAUUUCGACUUC